AUGAAGUCACCCUCUACAAAUAUGAACAGUGAGAAAUCAGUCAACGUUGAAGACCAUGAUGCAGUCUUAAGCAGUGCCAAAAUGCAUUUACAGAUACUGCUUGCGCAACUAGGAUAUCUAAAAGCUACGGAUACUGCAAUCAACGAUCCAGAACUUCAACGCUUAUUGCCCCUCUUAAGCGAAAAUUCUUCGAAGAAUGUUCCACAAGGACAAUCCGUACAAGCCCCGAAGAAAUCCAAUACUCCAAAAAUCGAGGUUUUACAUACUCCCCAAACAUUCAUAGCCAACCGGGAAUAUGUUGGCAAAAACCAUGACUUUCUUUUGGCGGAACCUGGAGACAGGGUUGUCGUUCACGCAUGGGUAGACGGAAAAGAUGCGGUGGGUUUCAAUGAACGAAACUUUUCAGCUGGGCGUAUUUCUUCGAACUUCCUUGGAGAUAAGGUACCAAAUUCAAAGGAUAAAUUCGAAUCCUUUAUAGCGGACGAACCUAAUUGUCCCAUACGAUGGUCCGGCGGCCGUCUGGACAUAAAAUCUGGGGAUCGUAUCAGGAUCUGCAUGUGGAAUAGCAAAAAGAACGGCGUUGGGGUUAAUCUUGCUACUGGGAAGAUUGGAGACUUCACUUUGGUGUAA
Messenger RNA from Talaromyces rugulosus, 630 nucleotides. RefSeq lists its product as uncharacterized. The transcript is spliced from 2 exons. The record is from RefSeq and is a predicted model, not a curated record. NCBI's taxonomy places the organism in Eukaryota, Fungi, Ascomycota, Eurotiomycetes, Eurotiales, Trichocomaceae. The coding region runs from base 1 to 630 and encodes 209 amino acids.